Molecule: messenger RNA, 6933 nt
Organism: Plasmodium gaboni
Lineage: Eukaryota; Apicomplexa; Aconoidasida; Haemosporida; Plasmodiidae
Product: putative membrane protein
Exons: 6
Coding region: 1-6933 (2310 amino acids)
Source: RefSeq, a predicted model, not a curated record
AUGAAGUGCUACAACAUACAUAUCGAAAGUUCUGUAGAAAAUUUGUUGAGUAAAUUAAAGGAGAAGAAGAAAAGAUUGAAAGGAAAAAAAGAUAUAAUAAAUGAUGUUGAAUAUUAUAUUGGAAUUUUAUCUAAUAUUAAUUUAAAACAUGUAUAUAAUGAGAAUUACAAAUUAAUAGGAAUGAUUUUAAAAAUUCUUGUGAAACAUAAAAUAUAUGUCGAGACUAUUAUAUUAGAUAGGUUAUUACAAUGUUUAAAUUUAAAAACAAUUUUAGAAAAAGAUAAUAAAAUAAAUAUAAGAAAUAUUAAUAAUAUAUUAGUUCUAAUUAAUAAUAAUGAUAGUGUUCAUUUUAAUUCCAACAAUCUAUUUAAUAUAAUAUAUGAUACAUGUAUUAUGUUGAUAGAUAUUUUUGCAGAGAAUAAAAUAUAUUCUGAUGAGAAGAAAUCAUUUUAUACUUUAAAUAUGGAAAAAGAAGACGAGGAAAAUAUAAAAAGUGAUACAAGUAGUAGUGUAGAUGAUGAUAUAAAUUAUAAAACUGAUGAUGAUAUAAAUUAUAAAAGUGAUGAUAGUAUAAAUUAUGAUACAGAUGAUAGUAUUAAUUAUAAUACUGAUGAUAGUAUUAAUUAUAAUACUGAUGAUAGUAUUAAUUAUGACACAGAUGAUUCAUGUUCUGAUGAUUAUUCAGAGAAUGAUUCUUUUAAUACAAAAAAGAGGAAAAAAAAUAUACAUGUUCUAACAAGUGACAUGAAUAAUAAUGAUGUCUUUAAAUUAGAAAAGCACACAAAAUAUAAUAAGAAAAGAAAAAUUGAAAACAAAAUGUUUGAAAUAAAAAGUUCAAAUUAUAUAGAAUAUCAUAUAGAAAAACUUUAUAAUAUGAUUAAUUAUAUAAAUAAUAUGUUUACUUUAUAUUUAAGAAAAUUUAAUAGUCCUAUUAAUGAUAUAAAAAUAUAUGCUUUUUAUAAUAAUUUAUUUGCUCUAUAUAGUUAUGUUCAUGAUUAUAUACACAGAAUAAAUAACUUAUCAAUAUAUAAUAAUAAUAAUAAUAAAAAAAAAAACAAACGUGAAAUAAACGACAUUUAUAAUAUUUAUAAUAUUUAUAAUAUUUAUGUUAUUCUUAUGAGACAAUUAUAUUUGUUAAAAGAAAAUAUAAAACAGUUUAUUAUAUUAACCAUAAAAAAUAAUAAUAUGAGUUAUUUUAAAAAUGUACAGAAUUUAUUUAAUAGUUGUAAAGAUAAAUUAGAAGUGAAUUAUUCAUUUUUCCAAUUUUCAGAGAACGAAAAAUUAUUAGAAAUAUUAUAUAUUAUAAUUAAUAAAAUAUCAAAUAAAGAGAAUUCAUUUUAUUUACAUAUAAUGAACAAUAAUAAUUUUAAAAAUAAGAAUAUUAAUAUAAAUAAAAAUAAGAGGGAAAAACUUCUCUUUUAUAUAAAAAAUGAUAAAGAAUUAAAUGAUAAGUAUGCUUUUUUAAAUAUUUUAAAGAUAAAGGGAUGUAUAAAAAUAAUGACUAUAAUAAUUAAAUAUUAUUUAAUUAAGUAUGAUAGUGAUAAUUUAAAUUUUUUACAAAAUUAUUUUCUUAUAUUUUUAUUAAUACCACAUUUUGAAUUGUCUAUAUAUAAAAAUGUAUUGAAGAAAGAAUAUAUAAAAUUAUUUCAAUUUGGUCACAUAAUAGAUGGCAAAGCGAACAAUAAAAAGGAUAUCAAUAAAAAAAAACACAAUCGUGUCAAUAUUAAUCAUGAUGAUGUUAAUCAUGAUGAUGUUAUUCAUGAUGAUGUUAAUCAUGAUGAUGUUAAUCAUGAUGAUGUUAAUCAUGAUGAUGUUAAUCAUGCCUAUGUUAGUGAUUAUGAUGAUGAUCUUCAAACUAAUGAGAAUAAACGUCCACCUUGUAAUGAACAAGAAAAUUCAAAAUUCAAUAUUCAUAAGAAUCAUUCUUUAUAUUAUCAAAAAUUAAAAUUUAAAGUUGCUUAUUCUUUAUGUCAUUUCGAUGAUGAAGUUACCAUAUAUACUAACAAAGAAAUAUUUAGUAAUAUACACAUAUUAGUUGAAUAUUCUAGAUUAAUAUAUAAAUAUUUACAAUAUAUAAAUAAGAAAAGCAACACAAAAAACCAUUCCUUCUUGUUUAUUAAUUUGUCUUAUUUUAUUAAAUAUAUUUUUGAUUGUGUUACUAACAUAUAUUUUUCUCAGUCAUAUUUAAAUAAUAAUAAACCUGGAAUAAAAGAAUGUAAUGAGAAAAUAAUAGACAACAAAUUAGAUAAUUAUUAUGAAAAUAAUUUAUACAUAGUAGGAAAACCAUAUAUAAUAUUUUAUAAUUCCAAGUUGAAGAAUAUAUUUAGUACACUUAAUAAUAUAAAAAAAAAAAAAUAUAAAAAUAUUUAUAAAAAAAAUGAAAUUCAAGAUGACAACAAUAAUAAUAAUAAUAAUAAUAGUAACAAUAAUAAUAAUAGUAACAAUAAUAAUAAUAGCAACAAUUAUGGUGUAGUUCAUUUAUUUUGUAUGUUAAAUAAAAAAAAGAAAAAGAAAAAUGUAAUAAAUAUAUAUUUAAAUUAUUUAAUAUUUACAAAUCAACUUAAUUUAAUUAAUAUAAUAAAUUUUGAAAUAAAUCCAUGUACAUUUAUAUUUUCAACACUUUUUUCAUUUAUUAAAAGAAUUAACGAGAAUUCUUUUUAUUCCAAGUUAAGUACAUUCAAGAAUUAUCAAGUAUAUAAUUUUACAAAUCAUAUAAUAAAUAAUAUUUUAGAAAUAUAUAUAAAUAUAUUUGAAAUAAAUGGUUUUUUUAAUUUCAUACAUAAAUAUAUAGGAAAUUAUAAUGCCCCAUAUUUAAGACAAAUUCAUUUUUUAUUUACUCCUAUAUAUAUAAAUAUAUUUAAUAAAUAUAUGCAUAAAUUCACAGAUAAAUAUUCUUCCUUUCUAAUAUGCUUUAUUGAAAUAUAUAAAUUCCAUAUAAAUGAAUUUAAUAAAUUACAUGAAAAAAUAUUUUUGUCAUUAAAAAAUAACGAACAAGUAUGUAGUACGAAUAAAUGUUUUAAAAUAGAAUGGGAUCUUACUCUAAAACAUCCAAAGAAAUGUAAUAAUAAAAAUGAAUUAAAUAGUAGUAAUAAUGUAAUAGAAAUAAAUGGUUAUAAUUAUUCAAUAUCUCAAUUAAUUCAAAGAUAUCAAGUUAUGUAUACAAAUCUUGAAACAUUGGAAUAUAUUUUUUGUUGUUAUCUAAGAUGUACUUAUAAAAAUUAUAUUACAAAUAAUUUAUUAAAUAAUAUUCAAAAUAUAUCAAAUUUAUAUAUUCAAAAAAAACAAAACAUACUUGCAUUUCAUGAAUAUGUUAAAGGAAAUCUUAUUAAUAUGAAAUAUUAUAAUUUUUAUUAUAGCUUAUAUGUAUAUAUAUUUUUUAAUUAUACUAUAUCAAGAUUAGCUUUAUAUUCUUUAUUAAAUGAACAAAUAAAUGUAAAACAAACUAGCCAAAAUGUGCAUAUUAUAAUUAGUAAGUUGCAAAAUUGUUUUGUAGAUAUACAACUUAUGUAUGACCAAUGUGUGAAAGAGGAAGCUGUUUAUAAAUUUUUUGACAUCCUACAAGUGACCUUAGAAACGUUAUACUUUUAUAUAUAUUUCUCUGAUUUGCACAUCAUGGACAAGGAUGCUAUAAUAAAACAUUUUAAACAAAUAAUCGGAGUGCUACAAAAGAACGCCCUAGAAGAAUACUCGUAUGUUAUUAAAAAGAGGAUAUAUAAACAUAUCUCUUAUUUCUUUAUUUAUAACUAUAAAUUUUUGAUAAAGAUAUUUAAUGAUAAAGAAGAAGAUAUAGAAAAUAUUUAUGUUCAAAUUAUAAAAACCUUAUUUAUUGAUAUAAAUAUUAUAAAAAAUGAAAAGAGCUAUUUAUUUUUUUAUGAACUAUAUAUAAACAUAAAGGAAAAUCAAAAACUAUCACAACUACUUCUAGAACUUUUUACAUUACAUUAUAUUUUAAUUAUAAACAACUUAGAGAAUGAAAUAAUGGAUGCACAAGAAAAAGAAAAAAAAAAUAAUAGAAAAAUAUAUAGAAAAAAUAAUUAUCAUAAGAAUAAAAAGAAACAAAUUGAAAAAAUAAUUCAAAAUAUGAACAAUAAAACUGAUCACAAUUUUGAUGAAAAUAAAAUUGAAUAUAUUAAAAAAAAAAAUAUAUCUAUGUCUUUUGAUAAUUAUAUAAAUGUGUUAAUAAAUCAAAAUAAUUAUUAUAUGUACACAAAUAAUUAUUAUGAAGUUUUUAAUAUAUAUCAAAAAAUUAUUCUCAAAAAUAAUGUGAAUGAUAAUUAUGAAAAUAUAAUGAUACAUAUAUUUUCAAAUAAUAAUAAUAUUAAUAAUAUGUAUUAUAUGAAUAAAUAUGACAUGAACUCAUAUUAUUAUAAUACAAAUAAACAAGAUUAUGAUAACAUUAAUAUAGAUGUAUGUAUGUUAAGUAAAUUUUUUGUUUUAUUUAAUAAUAUUGAAUAUAUACAAGAGACAUUAUAUACAUUACUUUGUAAAAUAUUUGAUAAUUUUGAAAAGUAUAAUAUUUAUUUUGAAUAUAUAUUAAUAAAUAUAUUAUUAUGUUUUAUUAAUAAUUUAAAAAAUAUAGAAAGUUGUAAGAGGAAAAUAAAUAUAGAGACAUUUAUUAAAUUUUCCAUUUUUAUAUUUAAAAAACAAAAAGGUUGUUUUAAUAAUAAUGACACACAAAAUUAUAAAAAUAAAUUAGUUUUAAAGUUAUUCUUCCAUAUAUUUUUUCUUUAUAUAAAUAUAUAUUAUGAUGAACAAAAUAUUUAUAACAAUGAAUCAAACCAAUUUAAAGAUGAUAAUGAAGAAAAUAAUUUGAACAAUGUAAAAAAAAAAAAAAAAAAUGUUCAUAAAAAAAUAAAUAAAUCAAAAAUAAUCAGGAAAAAAUUAGAAACAUCUUUUCAUUUUUUUAUUAAAUAUUUUUUAUUAACACACAAUAUAAUUAUGAAUGAAGAAGAUAAUAAACAAACAGUUAUAACUGAUGAAAAUAUAACUUAUUUAUUAAAUAAUAUUAAAAAUAUAAAUUCUCAUACAAAUAAUAAUGAUAGUCAAAAUAAUCAUGAUUCAUUUUUAAAUACUGAAACAAAUUGUGAUAAUGAAUUAUUAAAUAAUUUCAAAUGUUUUCUUCAAGAAAUUAUAAUUAAUAGUAGUGAACAGAAGAAUCACAUUAUCAUACAAACAAAUAGAUUCUUUUUAGAUUUAAUAGAAUAUGUAUUUUUUUCAUUUCCAAUGGAUAUAGAAAAAAUUCAGAAAAUAAAUUAUAAUACAAAAGUCGCACAUGAAAUGAUGCAUAUCUUUAAUAAUAACGACAUUCAGCAAAUAUUACUUCAUACUCAUAAAGAAUAUAAACAUUUCAUUUAUAUUAUUUAUAUUUUAAACGUUUUUAAUAUGGACGAUAAAGUGCACAACACAAAAAAUAAAAAAGAUAUUAAAGAGAAAGGUAAGAAGAUUAAAAAGAAAAAGAGGGAAGAUGAAAGUGAUAAUGAACCUAUUAAUAAUGAAGAAUCUGUUAAUAAUGAUGAAUCUGUUAAGAAUGAUGAAUCUGUUAAGAAUGAUGAAUCUGUUAAGAAUGAUGAAUCUGUUAAGAAUGAUGAAACUAUUAAAAAUGAUAAAUCUAUUAAGAAUGAUAAAUCUAUUAAGAAUGAUAAAUCUAUUAACAGUGAUAAAAUAACUUCUAUUAAAAAACCCAAAAGGAAUAUUAUUAAUACAUUCAAUUUAAUUCUGUUUAAUAAUCUAUUUUUCUAUAAAAAUAGUAGUGGUGUUAUUAGUUCAGUGGAUCCAGAUAAAGCAAACUCAAUUAUAAUUUACGAUUUUAUUUUUAAUUAUAACAAAAUUUUAGUUGAAUGUAAUAAUAAAAAUAUGGUAUAUUUUUGUUUAAAGUGUAACGAUAUAAUAAAAAGAAUUGUUACUUUAUUAGAUUACACAGCUGAAGAUGUAGAGCAUAUAUUAAAAUAUAUAGAUACACAAAUAUCUAUGACAUAUAAGGACCAUGUUGAUAUGAAGAAUUUUUUUUAUAUAUGUAAUAUUCAUAUAAUAACAUUAAUAUAUAUAAUUUCUAAUAAUAAGAAAUUCUUAUCCCAAAUAAUUCUUAUGAAACAUAAAUUAAACAAUAUUUUAUAUUUUAUAAAUAUCUAUUUUCAUCUUAAUGAAUAUAUACAAAUAUAUUUGGAGAAUCUAGAUGAAUUUAAAAAUUCUCAAGAGCUUUUUCUAUUACUUCAUCUUAUGUAUAAGUUGUCACAACUUUUUACAUAUUUUUUUGUUAAGUUGAAAUUGUCUUCAACAGAUAAUAAAUAUUCAAAGAUACUAAUUUUUGUGACCAACUAUUGUAACCUUUUGAUGAAUAUCAUGGAUACACUAAAAAAGCAUAUAAUAAAAAGUAAUGAUAUAAAUGAAACGAAAGCAGCAUAUAAACAUUACAUAACUCAUUUUUAUAUUUUAAAUAACUCCAACAUAUUGGAAAAGAAGAAAUUUUAUUUAUAUUUACUGGGUCAUCAAUUGUAUAACAUCCUUUAUGAAUUCUUCAAUAUAAAAAAAAACGAAAAAAUUGUAAAAUCACAAAAAACAGUUAUUGAAGUUAUGAAAAAGAGUGGAUAUGCAAUAAAAUUUUUAUGUUCUUAUUUGGACUGUGUCCUAUACCUUGGUAACAGGAUAAACAAACUAUUAUUGAGAAAUGUUUACUUUUUUAUGAAUUUUUUAAAAAAUAAUAAGAAUACCUUGAAAUUAGCUAAUGUCAUAUUUCCAAUAUUAAUUAAGAUAGUUGAUAUUUAUGAUGUACUUACAAAAAAGAGUACAUUAAAUGAAGAAGAAUUUGAGGAGAAACAAAUACUUAAAAAUAUUUUUCAAACAACCUUAUCUAUUAUUGAAGAGAGAUCUAUACAAUUUUGUUAUACAUCAUUAAGUGAAAAGAAAAAAGAAUUAUUUAAUCUUCUCUCAAAUUAG